This is a messenger RNA of Suillus bovinus, 1467 nucleotides long. RefSeq names its product TATA box binding protein associated factor-domain-containing protein. The record is from RefSeq and is a predicted model, not a curated record. Gene Ontology annotation, biological process: RNA polymerase II preinitiation complex assembly; transcription initiation at RNA polymerase II promoter. Gene Ontology annotation, cellular component: SAGA complex; transcription factor TFIID complex; SLIK (SAGA-like) complex. Lineage: Eukaryota; Fungi; Basidiomycota; Agaricomycetes; Boletales; Suillaceae. Bases 1 to 1467 code for a protein of 488 amino acids. Gene Ontology annotation, molecular function: RNA polymerase II general transcription initiation factor activity; protein heterodimerization activity; transcription coactivator activity. The transcript has 4 exons.
AUGAGCAAACCGAAAGCGAAAGCUAUCCAGACACAUCAAACGGGGAUAUAUAAGUCAGACUCGGUCAGAGACGUCGCCGAAUCGUUAGGCAUAGCCAACUUAUCCGAAACAGUAGCAUCUUCACUCGCUAGUGAUGUCGAGUACCGCAUUCAUCAGGUCAUAGAGGAAGCUUCGCGAUUCAUGCGUCAUGCCCGACGAACUACCAUCACAGCUUCAGACAUUGACCAGGCCCUUCGAGUUUUGAAUAUCGAACCUCUCUAUGGUCACAAUCCACACAACCCUCCUGUAUUCAGACGCGCUCUGCCAUUUCCGAAUGCGGCUAAUGUAGGCCCUGUCUACUUCGUGGAGGACGAAGAGAUCGACUUUGAUCGCGUGCUUCGAGAGGAGAAAAUUACGCUGCCAAAAGGCGUCAGUUGGACCGCUCACUGGCUUGCAGUUGAAGGCGUUCAGCCUCUCAUUCCUGAAAAUCCGCCGGCAAUACCGAAGGACGUCGAUCAAGAAAUUACAAAGUCACCCCCCCAAGUAAAUGGCGCAUUCCCAUUGACCCCGCCAUCAGAAAGCCGAUCUGCUGUCAAGAAGCAGCAACAGCAGCAGCAGCAGCUGGUCAAACAAGUGCUAUCACGAGAACUGCAGCUGUAUUAUACGCGGCUUACGGCGUCAUUAUUGCCACCUACUGCCGACUCUACUAAGCGAACAGCGGCCCUUGCGAGUUUGCGCAAUGAUGCUGGAUUACAAGCGCUCUUGCCUUACCUUAUUCGCUGGGUUGGAGAGAGUGUCGUGACUGCGUUAAAGGAGGGUGCUCAAACUGAAGCGGAUGGUCGAUCGUUGGAGGUUUUAUUAGAUGUCGUUAGCGCUAUUCUCGAGAACAAUACGCUUUUCAUCGAGCCUUAUGUGAGUGAUAUCCCAAACCCGACACAGUUCAGUAAAAUGAUAUUUUACAGCUCCAUCAAUUAUUACCAGCUAUCCUCUCAAGCUCUUCUUCAUUCUACGCUUCCACCAUCACAUGCCACCCACUUGCGCACGUCCGCUGCUCAGACGUUAUCCCGUCUGCUUACCCAACAUUCCACGACUUAUCCAUCCCUUUCACCACGAAUUAUGAAAACACUCCUUGUUGCUCUCAUUUCUUCAGACAAGUCCAAGGGAACACGAGAAGGUGCCAUCCGCGGCCUGGUGGGGAUUGGAAAGGAGGCGGUAAGGAAGGGACUCGUAGAGGGUGGCGGAGUGAAAGUUGUGGGAAGUGAAUGCACACCAGGGGAGACUGGCCCCCUCGUCGAUUCCGUUAUGACUGCUUUGCAUGUUCUACAUCCCGCAUCGGACAUGCCUGAGUCAUUCGAUGCAAUGGACGAUGGGGAUACUGUGACUAUAGGGCAGUUGCAGGAUGUUUUAGGCAAUUUCUUCGCCGAGAAGCUUUAUGGUGAUAAAAGCUGGGCAUUGGGUAUUUUAGGUAGCAUAAAACAGCAAAGUUAA